AUGAAAUUUCUCAAUUGGACGAAAUGUGCUAUAAUUUAUGAUCAGAAUAAUGGUUUAAUACAACUGCGUGACCUCCUGAGUCUUUCACUUGAUAUAGAUAUUCUUAUAAAAGCUGUCGACAGUGCUUCUUAUCACGCAAUCUUACAAGAGCUAAAAGAUAAAGAAAUUUACAAUAUGAUUGUGGACAUUCACAAAACCGACAAUAUGGCUGACUUUUUGAAAGCUAGCCUGCAUCACCAAAUGAAUGACUUCAAGUAUCACUACUUGUUUACAUCACUUGAUUUGGAGACAUUCGAGAUGGAAGAUUUUCGCUAUAAUUUCGUUAACAUUACAGCGUUCCGUCUCAUUGACACUAGUGAUAUUUUUCUUAAAGAGACAUUAAAGGAAAUGCAGCAAUUUGGAAGACAACAAAACAUUAGAGUAAAAAAAAACUUGGCAUUUGAGGCAACAUCAACACGAAUAGUAGGAUGUUCAUGGUGGUUUUUCAGCUUAAUCAUUAUAUCAUCUUACACGGCAAAUUUGGCAGCAUUUUUGACUGUUGAGAGAAUGAUAACACCAAUUGAGAAUGCUGAGGAUUUAGCUGGACAAACAGAAAUCAGUUACGGUACACUUGAGAGUGGAAGUACAAUGACAUUCUUUAGGAAUAAAAAGCCAUCAGUUUUUGUACAUACAUACGAAGAAGGAAUUAGGCGAGUGCUUGAGGGAAAUUACGCAUUUCUAAUGGAAAGCACGAUGCUCGACUACGAGAGACAAAGGGAUUGUAAUUUAACACAAAUUGGCGGUUAUGGCAUUGCUUUACCGAAAGGCUCAAUUUGGAGAGAUAAAAUAUCUUUAGCAAUUCUCGAAUUACAAGAAAAGGGGGAGAUUCAAAUGCUGUACGAUAAAUGGUGGAAGAAAACAGAAGAAACUUGUAUAAGAGACGAGAAGCAGAAGGAAACGACAAAAGCAAAUUCUUUGGCGCUGAACAACAUUGGUGGUGUUUUCGUGGUAUUACUAUGCGGCUUAGCGUUUGCUGUUCUCGUCGCCAUCAUCGAGUUUUGUUAUAAAUCAAGAAAAGAAAACUUUAAUGAUCCAUUGAAUUUAUUACAUUCAAAGAGCUCAUUGUGUGCUGAAUUAAGAGAGGAAUUAUGCUUUUCAUUAAACUGUCGUAAUGCAAACCAUCAGCGGCAAGCAUUUAAGCGACAUAAUGUAUGUCAUGAGUGUCAAGCAUCGAAAAAUUUAUAUUUACAGACUAAAUCUCAACAGACAAACAUGAUAAAUGAUGUUAUCUAAUGAAAAUGUUUACAUUUCGAAAUUACAAAAUAAUAACAAU
Molecule: messenger RNA, 1312 nt
Organism: Chironomus riparius
Lineage: Eukaryota; Metazoa; Arthropoda; Insecta; Diptera; Chironomidae
Source: the annotation of a GenBank genome assembly